Molecule: messenger RNA, 2155 nt
Organism: Oryza brachyantha (malo sina)
Lineage: Eukaryota; Viridiplantae; Streptophyta; Magnoliopsida; Poales; Poaceae
Product: 3-ketoacyl-CoA synthase 1-like
Exons: 1
Coding region: 156-1754 (532 amino acids)
Biological process (GO): fatty acid biosynthetic process
Cellular component (GO): membrane
Molecular function (GO): acyltransferase activity, transferring groups other than amino-acyl groups
Source: RefSeq, a predicted model, not a curated record
UUUUUUUUCCAUCACGCCAAAGGCAGGCAGCCUCGAGUUCCACUCGGAACCUACGCGUCGGGGGAGAGUCAGGAGAGGGAGGUAGCUUAUUUUCGCCAGGCCGAGAGAGAGAGAGAGAGAGGGUCAGAGAGGAGAGAGCUAGCUAGCUGAGCUCAAUGGAGGCGGCGGUCAUGGAGCGGGAGCGCCUCACGGCGGAGAUGGCGUUCCGCGGGGACGCGCAGGCGGCCGAGGGGGAGUGGGCGCCGAGCAUCGUGAUCAAGAUCCGGCGCCGGCUGCCGGACUUCGCGCGCUCCGUCAACCUCAAGUACGUCAAGCUGGGGAUCCGGCACGGCGGGAGCGUCACGUCGUACCUCCCCAUGCUGUGCGUGCCGCUGAUCGCCUCCGCCGCCUACUCGUUCGUCCGCCUCGACGUCAUCUACCGCUCCAUCGACCUGCUCACCUGCGUCGCCUGGCUCGGCACCGCCGUGCUGCUGCUCACCGUGUACUACUUCAAGCGGCCGCGCCCGGUGUACCUCGUCGAGUUCGCCUGCUACAAGCCGGAGGACCAGAACAAGAUCUCCAAGGAGGGCUUCCUCGAGAUGACCGAGAGCACUGGCUGCUUCAAUGACGCCGCGCUGGAUUUCCAGACCAAGAUCACCAACCGCUCCGCGCUCGGCGACGAGACGUACCUCCCGCCCGGCGUCCAGGCGCGGCCGCCGAGGCUCAACAUGGCCGAGGCCAGGAUGGAGGCCGAGGCGGUCAUGUUCGGGUGCCUGGACGCGCUCUUCGAGGCCACCGGGAUCAACCCGCGCCGCGACGUGAGCAUCCUCAUCGUCAACUGCAGCCUCUUCAACCCGACGCCGUCGCUGGCGUCCAUGAUCAUCAACCACUACAAGAUGCGGGAGGACGUCAAGUCGUUCAACCUCGGCGGCAUGGGGUGCAGCGCCGGCCUCAUCGCCAUCGACCUCGCCAAGGACAUGCUCCAGGCGCACCCCAACUCGUACGCGGUCGUCCUCAGCACGGAGAACAUCACCCUCAACUGGUACUUCGGUAACGACCGCUCGAUGCUGCUCUCCAACUGCAUCUUCCGCAUGGGCGGCGCGGCGGCGUUGCUCUCGAACCGGCGCGCGGACGCCAGCCGCGCCAAGUACCGGUUGCUGCACACCGUGAGGACACACAAGGGCGCCACCGACGAGUGCUUCAACUGCGUGUACCAGCGCGAGGAUGAGGCCAACAAGGUUGGGGUGUCGCUGGCGAGGGAGCUCAUGGCGGUGGCCGGCGACGCGCUCAAGACCAACAUCACCACCCUGGGCCCCCUCGUCCUCCCGCUCACCGAGCAGCUCAAGUUUCUCAAGUCACUGAUGAUGCGCCGGGUGUUCCGCGUCAGGGGCGUGCGCCCCUACAUCCCGGACUUCCGCCGCGCGUUCGAGCACUUCUGCGUGCACGCCGGCGGCCGCGCGGUGCUGGAGGAGGUGCAGCGCAGCCUCACCCUGGAGGACAGGGACAUGGAGCCGAGCAAGUGCUCGCUGCACCGGUUCGGGAACACCAGCAGCAGCUCUCUGUGGUACGAGCUGGCGUACGCCGAGGCCAAGGGCCGGGUCCAGCGCGGCAACCGCGUGUGGCAGAUCGGCUUCGGCUCAGGGUUCAAGUGCAACAGCGCGGUCUGGCGCGCGCUCCGCGACGUGCCGGCCGUGUCGCCGCCGCCGCCGGGGAAGAAGAGCUGCAACCCGUGGGUGGACUGCAUCGCGAAGUACCCGCCGAAGGCGUACGUCUGAUGGUUACGUUCUCGUGGCUUCCCACAACAAUUGUAUGAUUCAUUUCUCCUUACCAAAACACCAAAAAACUGAAGGGCAUGCUGGCGAAAAAAUAUUUUUUCCCUUUUUUUUUAUCGUUUUGUUUUUCUUCUUCGCAUAGGUUGCGCUAGACAUUGCCGGUUCUUGGAAUUCAGGGAUUUAUACGGCAAAUUGAAUUCCAAAAGCUAGCAGUGCCAUUCUUUUCAGCUUUUGUACUAGCAUCAUUUGUUUUACACUUCCUGGCCUUCUAGAAGUUGGGGGGAACAGAAGGGGGGGACAUCACAACAUGCCAUAUGACUAGAGAACAAGAUUGCCAAGUGUAAAUUAUAAACGAGGAAUCAAUGUUACACGGUUGUUUGUGUAAGUUUCUGAAUUUCUGUUCA